GGACAAGCGACUUUUCAAACGGGGGUUAAACUGUUUCGUGAUCCACCUGUUUCUGCUUUACAUAUGAGUUAAUUCUGGUAUGUGACAGUUAUUCAAAUGAUGGCGAUUCAUCUACUACGCAAUUUCAUCAUCUCAUUUGCGUCCUUAUGAAAUUGGUUGAUCACUGGGUUUAAGUGGCUUGACAUUCUGAAUCCUUUGUAUGAAUCCAAAAUUAGUUUUGUAGCUCACUACAAACACUUGGCCGCUUUUCCACCUAUCUAAAUAAUACAGCAUGGUAGAUUUGCGGCAUAUCUUUGAAUUUGGUCUUCGUAUCUAGCGUAAGUAGUCAUUUUACCAACCACCAAUACUUAACAAACUGGGAAGUUGUAGUUUCCUAUGUCUGGUGUUAAGACGUUGAUCGAGUACAAGUGUCGUUAACUUGAUGUUUACAGUUCAUCAUUAUGGCCAACUGACUGUUGGUAUCAAAUAUAAAUUAUUCAGUGAGACUAAUAUAUGGACGACCUUUAAGCUACCCUAAAGAGUCCUUGAGAAUUCCCACCUGCAUAUUACGGCUAAAUGAGGGUUAUAAACCAGCGUGAGGAAUUAGGAUCGGUAUUUACAGUUGAUGACUAGGGUUAAGAAUCAGAUAUGGAGUUUUCAUCACGAAUUGACAACAUCUAUAAUGCCAAAACUCAAGACCUGUUGUCGUUAAUCUGAUUGGUCCACCCAUAAAUUAUAGUUUCGAUGCUUGCGUGAAAACCACCAUAUUUAAUGGUGUAUAGUUGAUACGUUUGUGCACGAAUUUACUACUGUCCAACUCCAACGUCAACACGUUGAACGCAACUAUUAAUAUAUUCUUUCCUGUCCUUUUAACUAAAGUGAGUAGUUAAGAUUCUAUAUAGAAGCUUUCUUGAUAGAUACCCUGUAAUAAUCAAGUUUAAAUUUAGGUUAGCUAGUUAUCGACUAUAACAUUUAUAACAUACGGACUUGAAAAUUUGCUCUAAGUACAAAUAAUAGUGAACAACUCAUCGAAAGCCCUUUAAUUAAUGUGGGAACGUUGGGAUUCGACCUUACAUUCAUGUUGACUUGGUGUCGAUCUUCUCUCCCAUAAGUUAUAUUUAAGGAUUUCACAUCCCCAACAGAAGCACUGCCAAAUUAUGAGAUGCAAUUGCGUCUGGCAACUCCUUCAAUUGCUGACUGUGAAAUGUUAAAUUAUUGUGUUGCUAAAUUACUCUACAAAUAAACUCUUCCUUGUUAUCUUUCUUACCCCAAAUACAUGAGGUGUUCGUAGCAUCAUUGGAAUACAAAAAUACCAACGACUUCGAUGCGUGGUGGCUAAAGUAUACUAUCUGAUCAAGUAGUGCUUCAACAAAGUCAGUUGUAUCAUUUCUUUUUAUUUUAUCAUAAAAUGUAUGCAAGACUACUAGUUUCUGUAACUUUUAUCCUUUUUAUCAAAUACGUACUUACUUUGAUCGAUUGUACACCUGUUAACAAUAAUUUUUUCAUUACAUUAAAUCUAACUCUAGUAGGGAAUGGUGCUAAUCGUGAAUAAUCCUACUAUUUCACCAAAGACGUCCACUGUUCUAUCAGUAAAAGAUCCCAUUUGUACUACUGGAGGAUGUGUAGGUUCUUCUGAAGAUAAGAUUGCCAUUCCAACAGCCGAGAAAUUAUAUAUUUUGAAUUUUUCUCUUUCACUUCAUGACGACCAUUCUAAGAAGAUAGCAAUUGCUCAAGAAGUUGACUUUGUUGCCCGUGGUUCUUUAAGGAUCGAACUUGAUGAUGAUUGUAUGUUAAAAGGAUCUGAAGUUGACCAUGAAGUCAAAUCCUCACUCAAAGAAAACGUAAACAGAUCUGUUCUCUUUCCUUAUGAACAAAUGAAUCGAGACAUCUUGAAUCUCAAGAAUGGAGCUCGGUUAGUUUCCUGGAGUCCAAGAGGAGUUGACAAAUAUGAAAGGUGUAUAAUGAGUUUAACAACAAUGGAAAAUCGGUCAUUUUUGUGCACACUUAAAGGAACUGAAUCUUGGGAAGAAUCAGUCGAUCUAUCGUUAAUUUGGCAGCAAUACUAUGUUGAACAUGGUAGGAUCGCGCAAAGUCGAAAGGUGGUUGUUGAUAGUCGACCUCAGUUUAUUUUCCAACCUACUGAAUGUAGUAAUAUUCCACCAUUAAUAUGUAAAAAUAUUAUGGAUUAUUUCGAUGCAAUAGAAGAUGUUAUAGUUGUUUACACAAGUUGGUGUCAGAUAAUUCGACAACCUCAAAUAAAAUCCACUAAUUCAAUGAAUUUGAAAACUGUACCUUGCUUAAAUAAUAACAGGUCCUAUUUCGUGAUACCAGUUGACACAACUCAACUUGUUACUGAAUCAUUUUCAUUAUGCCCAGUGACAUUUUUGGCAGUCUUAAUGAAAUCUGGUGCAUUCUCUGUAUGGAUGGUUUCAGUACCAUUUUCUGGAGUGUCAUCAAUGUCAUUGUUGUGGGUAGAUUAUACAUACACUGUCGUGCGCAGCGAUUCGAUGGAUAAACACCCAAACUAUAUCAAACUUUAUGAUUUGGAUAGUCUCAAUCUCUUACUUGUUUUGGGUUUUACUGAUGGUUCAGUGAAAGGUUUAGUGUUCCCUAUUGAAUAUUCUCCAACUGGUAUUCUGGUAUUAACAGUACCUUAUUUAUUCAAUCUAUGGACAACUUCAUUGUAUCAUGUAACCAUUUUAGCAUCAGCCUGGUCAAUGUCUCGUCGUUUAUUAUGCAUUGGCUAUGGUCGUCAUUUGUUAUUAUUUCAUAUAGCUAAGGAAGAUUUAGAGAUUUGUUUCCAACAACAGAACCAGCACCAAGAACAACCAAGUAACCAAUCAACACCAUGUCGUGGACGAGAUCCACUGUAUUUGGUUAAAAGCCAAUUUGUUAGUCAACCAAGUCCUAUUUUAGGCUAUAUUACUGGUAUGCAUUUGGACAAUGAACAGUUAUUACUGACUAGUGUGGAUGGUUACGUAAUGCGCACCAGUCUUGAUGAAGUGUCUGAAUGUAAGUUGAAUUGGCAAGUUGUUUGGUGUAGUUCUAAUUACGAUAAAUCUGAUGUAAUCCAUUGGGAAUUUCAUGGAUUAUCAGUUUCAACGAAUGGGGUUUAUGUAUGUUUUCUUGAAAAACCAUGCAAUUAUUUAGACAAUAAUCGUGCACGACGCAGUGCUCUACUUUCACCUAGAGUCCAUUUUUUAUCGUUUUGGUCAAAUGAUAGUUUACAAGAAAUUAUAUUUAACCCUGAAUUACCUUUAAAUCGUAAAGUUGAUUGUUUACAAGAGUUAUUACAAAGAUGGCAUUUAUCAAACGACAAAGCUGAUAAUUUAUCUAGCAAUACAACAGAUUUACGACAAAUAUGUUUGGAGAAAAUUGAUUUUCACCAGGCUUCUCUCACUGAUUCUUCGUUUCCUCAUAGUUGGUUGAAUAAGCCACUUACAACGCUUCAAAUUUACAGGUUUAUUCUGUGUAUGCUCAACAAAGACACCGAUGAAUCUAUCAAAUCCCGUGCACAACUUUGGCUGACUAAUUUAGAUAAUUUUAUCCAACAACGUCAUUUGGAACGAUGUUUUCGUUUAUUUCUUAAAUGUUCUAUACAAAGACAAGCACGUGAUUGUUUAUUAGUUUCACAAAUGGCCACAAUCACUUUAAAUAUUUUCCGACCAACGUCACAAACAUUGACUAAUACACCUAGCACUACGACAACGACGACGACCACUACCUCUACCACCAUUGAUGCUGUAUCUAGUUGUAUAUCUAAUAAAAACGAAGAUGAUACAAUGAUUCUCAAUGGAACUUCAAAUAAAUAUAUAUGUUUUGUCAAAGAUUUACCUCAAUUAGCUAGAAAUGUUCAGCAAUUAGCUAUACAACUCUAUGUGCAUCGUUUUAAAUUUCCAUAUGAAAAUAUCAUCAAUCAAUUACAGAAAUGUCCAAUAUGCUCAGAAAAUGUCAUUCCCGACCUAAUUUAUUUGAAUUGCUCUCAAAACCAUCCAUUUGGCACGCGUACAGAGAGCGUAUAUAUCAGUAGCUGAAUUGGAUAAUAGUAUCACACAAAAAAUACCUAAACUUUUUUGAUUUAAUAGUCGUUUUUUCGUACAUUUCUUUUUUCUUCAGAGCGUUGCAUGCAAUCUCUAGAACCUUGCAUUGAUCCUAUGUUUCGUCAUUGCAUUCGGUGUAAUCGUGUAGCUCUUAGCGUAUCUCCUCAAGGUAUGAUGUAGAAUUGUGUGAUUUUUGAAGAUUAUUAUCACUACUCUUCAUGUUAUUUCAUAAGUCUCAAUCUAGUUAAAAUCUCUUUGAAUAAAUACUCAUAUCCUACUUUUUACAUCACUACAUAAUUGAUUGACAUUUGAAUAGUAAACUGUUACGGCAUGAAACCUAGUUUAAAUACCAAAUGAUGUUUUGUUACAUCAAUGAUGUUCACAAAUAAAGUUAUAAUAAGCCUGUUUUUGUCAUCUGCAUUUCUGCAUAAAUGACAUCUGUUUUUCCUCGAUCAUGUAUGCAUUUUAUCAGUUUUAUAUCAGUGUAAGAUUAUUCAUGUUAGUUAUUAACAACUACUGAAUAGAUUUGCAUUCAUAAUCGUUGUACCGUGAAUGAUCUUUAUUUUACUGUUUGUAUCCUCGUAAAAUGAUUAUAUUAGUUUGAUUUAAAAUAUCAGGCGAUAUAUGAAAUGAGAUGAGCUUAGGGUACUAUUCAAUUACUGCAUUCUAAAACACCGCAUAGAAUGAAUAUAUCUGGAUUACCAUAACAAACUUUGAGCCAUGUCACUGUUUUCGUCUGACCAUUGAUUCUAACUACCUGAUCGGAAAUUCCAAGUAGAUUACCAAUUCACAUACUAUAAUUCCUUUUCCAAUCAUCACAUUUCGAGUAAACCCGUUUAUUGACAUCCUGCUCUAUAUUGAUGGAAGGUUUUGAUUCAAAUUUAUCAGAUUUGUAAUUGACAAAUGUUCAUAAUUUAAAAGGCAUGGAGUUCUUUUUGUCUAUAAUAUUCAAAGCGUUUGAUCGAAUUGGACUCACUAUUAUUUUAUCUACCUGCAUACAAAUGGGAAACACACUCAUAAAUACUUGGUUCUCUGAAAUAUAUCUCGAAACAAAUCAGUAUGAAGAAAGUAAAUACAGUCUCCGUCUUAUAGAACGACUAGUACUGUACACAUCUCUUCGAUCUGUAAUACUAAACUGAUAUUGAGUUUCACGGACAUGUGUCGUUUGUUAGUGUUUGUUUAUAAAUAUCUUUGAUAUUUUUCUCGUAUAUGUUGGAACCGUUAAGUGUAUAACAUUGAAAAUAUACGUUGAAUAAUAUAACAAUAGUAAAUUAAUUAAUCAGUCCUUCAACGUCCAUCUUCUAAUAUCGUUUAUACAGUGUUACUGAUGUUCAGCCAUGAUCUACUUCGACGUGGAGUUGUAGCUGUGAUUCCAGUAGAUCGAGAAAAUGCUAUAUGCAACCAAAUCAAAACAUACUAUCAAUCUGUGAAUUAUUUAAAUAUUCAACACAAGUGUUUCAGAAAUUGUAGACAAUGUGAUUAUUUCCCACGUAAUAAUCGUAAUCCAUUGUUAAUUCUUUUGUUUGGCAUUCAGUACUGAAUUUUCAUCCGUCUUGGCAUAUGUACAUCAUCGGGGGAUUGCCUCUAUAUAACAAUUCGCUAUAAGCUUUAGUACAUUUGAAUUUUGGCUAGAAGUGGCUAGCACUAAUACGAGUAGACGUAAUACGUGUUGAUAAAGCGAUUAGUUAUCUGAACUACUUAGUAUAACGGAUAAUGCGUUUGCGUUUGUAGUGUUAGAUUCUGUUUUUCGGUCAUAGUGUGGAUAUUAACACUAGGAUGGUGGUAUAUCCAGUUGACGAUCUUAGAAAUGGACGAAACGCGCCUUACUGAUUCCACUGCUAGUCUGUAAUCCAAAUAUAAUUAUUUAUAGGUCGUAUUGUUUCUAUUUUACCGUUGAAUCAUCAGUUAAGCUAUCGUUAUUUUUAUUCCCCAAACCAUUUGUCAUUAGAUCGUUUAUCCGCUUGGCGUUCAAUGAUACUUCAUCCAAUGUGUAUAUAUUGUGAUUUACCAUUGACGUGGAAAGAAUUCUAAUGCUUAUUUUAUCAUAAUUUUUAUUCCUUGAAUAUACCGACAAGAUCCUUAUGUUUCAUUUCAUCUAUAUAUAAAUGUCCAUUUCAAAUUCGAUUUUUAUUCUGUAUUGUCGAAUGUAAAUUUUAAUAAUGAUGUUAGUACU
Molecule: messenger RNA, 6192 nt
Organism: Schistosoma intercalatum
Lineage: Eukaryota; Metazoa; Platyhelminthes; Trematoda; Strigeidida; Schistosomatidae
Source: the annotation of a GenBank genome assembly